CUCUCUCACCUACCGUCUGCCACGAUCCGUUUCCGCGUCGUCUCUUCUUGAUGUUUUUGCAAAGUGAUUUGUUGGUUAGAGAGAAAAGAGCGAAAAUUCACUUGUUUUAUAAAUUUGUUUAAUAUUUAGACAAAAUGCAAGUGACGUAUUUGAUAUUACCACUUAAUGAGGCAAAUAAAACGCUUCUUUCCCAAUUCAACAUAAUACCUGGAGAGGCAAUCGAGAAAAACGUUAAUGAAUCUUGCCGAAUUUGUUUACGCCAAGAAAAGAACCUAAUUUGUUUAUAUGAUAACAAUGAAUACUUUGAAUCAAUGUCGAUAUCUGAUGCAAUUGAUGAUUGUUUUGGUGUUAAAUUAUCUGCAGAUGUAAAGUUAUCAAGUUAUAUUUGUCCGGAAUGUGCCAUAAAGACGCAAGACGCACAUACUUUCAAGCGUGCUAUUUUAAAACGCGAUAUAGCUAGUAGUAGUAACUCACAACACAUACCCUCUGAUAAACUAGUAGUAAAACCAUUUCUCCCAGUUCUCACAGAAGACUUGAAUACUAUUCCAAGUGAAACAGAAGUAAAUGGAAAUGAAAUUAAAUGUAAAAUUUCACCUGUCGCUGCUACAACGGAAAUCACUCCACCGAAGAAAGAAACUACUGCAAAUUUCCAAAAAUCACCGCCUUUGUAUCCAAUGGUAAAAGAUAAAACUAAACCAUUAUUAUCUAUUUUGCGGGAAUUACUCAACAGAACCUCAAAAAAAAGUAGGUGUCGUAAAAAGAAAAUGAAUAAAGAAAAUAAAAGCACAUCAGCUUCGACUGUUCUGUCUAGUUCUCAGCUAAAAAUGAACGUGAAACGUACUUAUACACGGAAAAAAAAGGGAAAAAUUGUCUCCUCAUCUCCAGAAAACAAAGCACUUAUGAAUGAACACAAUUAUACUAAAUCAUCAAUUGAAGUUACCACUGAGAAAGGCACUGAGUUGGAAAGUACAAAUGAAAGCAUACCUGCAGAUUGUUCAUCCAAAACGGGCAAGAAACCUCCUACUGAAUCGAAAACAAAAAAAUAUUCAAUUCGCCCAUUGUCUGAUUCGAUGGAGAAAUGGUGGGUUAGAGCUGGUGGCCCUCCAUAUCAGUGUAAAUUGUGUGAUCGGAAUUAUGGCUCACGUUAUUCUGUGUUUUACACUCAUGUCCGUACACACUUUAUGAAGAAGCAUCCCUGUACAAUUUGUGGCAAAAGGUUUUUUAGCGACAAGUUAGUGUUGCACAUGAGAUCUCACACAAACGAAAGACCUUUCUUAUGUGAGCAAUGCCCGGCACGAUUUAUUGCAUUGGCCAAUUUGAAGAGACAUCUUGUUAGUCACACAGGGGAAAAGCCAUAUAUUUGUGAGGUGUGUGGGAAAGGAUUUACCCAAAAUAGCUCACGGCAGACGCACAUGGAGGGCCACAAUCAAACCUCCACCUAUGUGUGUGAAAUUUGUGGAGUGACCCUUAAUUCCAGUUCAUACAGAAACCAUAAAUCCAAGUAUCACAGAGAAGCUACUACUCCUAUUGAAUCAAAUGAAAAGUUUCCAUGUGACCAAUGUAAUACAGUUUUUAGCAAGUCACAAUCUCUAACGCGACAUUAUAAGGUCCAUAAUUCUGUAACUUAUAAGUGUAAGUUAUGUGAUGCAACUUUUGAAGAAAGUUACAGUUAUGAAGUUCACGCCUUUAUCCACGAAGUGCAAUCAUAUGAGACUGAUGAUACUGAAGAGAAGCCAUUCCACUGUAAAUUUUGUUUGGAUAUUUUCGAUACCAAAAACGACUUGGAACAACAUCUAUUGAUACAUAUCAACCACCCAUAUAAGUGCAAGAAUUGCGAGAAAUCGUUUUCUACAAAGCUCAGAUUGAGAGCUCACAUGCAGAAAUAUUGUGCUUCAAAACCGUUUUCUUGUGCAGAUUGUGGAAAGACGUUCAGAACAUUUGGAACGCUGUAUCAACAUAAAAAAACUCACAGUGGAAUAAAGAAACAUAUAUGUCAAGUAUGUUAUCGAGCAUUUCUUCAUCCACAUCAAUUAAUGUACCAUAUGCUCACACACACGGGAGAGAAAAAAUAUGUUUGCCAGUAUUGUGGAAAAGCGUUUGCAUUGAAUGGAAAUUUAACGGUACAUGUUAGGCGUCAUACUGGUGAAACGCCCUAUGUCUGUAAAGUAUGUCACAAAGGGUUUUACGACAGUAGCAGUCGUACAAAACAUAUGAGAACAAGGCAUAGAAAUGAACUUGUGGCCGAUGAUGCCUCAAAUAAUGAACUGAAUGUCGUAAAGGACGAAUAUCUUUAAAUAUAAUUGAAGUGUAACUCUUUCAUUAUAUUGUAAUAGUUUA
Messenger RNA from Photinus pyralis (common eastern firefly), 2337 nucleotides. RefSeq names its product zinc finger protein 835-like. Gene Ontology annotation, molecular function: DNA-binding transcription factor activity, RNA polymerase II-specific; RNA polymerase II cis-regulatory region sequence-specific DNA binding; zinc ion binding. Bases 135 to 2294 code for a protein of 719 amino acids. The record is from RefSeq and is a predicted model, not a curated record. Lineage: Eukaryota; Metazoa; Arthropoda; Insecta; Coleoptera; Lampyridae. The transcript is spliced from 5 exons. Gene Ontology annotation, cellular component: nucleus. Gene Ontology annotation, biological process: regulation of DNA-templated transcription.